Molecule: messenger RNA, 3053 nt
Organism: Thunnus maccoyii (southern bluefin tuna)
Lineage: Eukaryota; Metazoa; Chordata; Actinopteri; Scombriformes; Scombridae
Exons: 6
Coding region: 106-1134 (342 amino acids)
Source: RefSeq, a predicted model, not a curated record
GCAGAGAGGAAGGCUGCAUGAAGUUUUGUUACCGCCCACUUGCACUUGUUGCUGCUGAUGUGACGAAAAGACCCUAAACUCUCUGUGCCUGUCAUCGACAUCGCCAUGAAGAGAAAACUGCUGUGCGUUUAUUUGCCUCUCCUCGUCAUUUUCAAAGAGGUGUCUGGCUUAAAGAUUCGAAACAAGCUGCUGGGUAAAUGUCUGCAGGUGCAGGAAGCAACCACUGGAAGUAAAGUGUCACUGGGGGAAUGCAACCCAUAUUCACCCUCACAGGAAUGGCAUUGGCUCCCUGAGAGCCAGGCACUGAGCAGUCAGCACACUGGGGAGUGUCUGACUGCUCUCGGAGAGCAGUAUGAAGGUGUCUACCUGCAGCCCUGCAUUUUUAGGAUUGAAAGUGAAGAGACUGGUGCUGGAUUAGCAGCAGUGGAGAUGGGCAGAGAGACAGGCAGCCAGGAAUGGUCCUGUUCCAAGAAAGGCCACCUGACUUUGAUAGGGAAGGGGCUGCAUCUUAGUGCUACACAAGAAUCCACUUUGGUCUUCCUUUCAAGGGAACUUAAGCAGCAGGGCAGUAGGUGGCGGACACUUGACAACCAAACACUGUGCAAUGGGAGAGACAACAAACAUAAGCAACAUCAAGACCAACCUCGCCACCAUCUGGGGAAAUCGUUGGAACCUGUGAUUUUUCCAAACGCCAUUUCUGAUGUGGACAGACAAGCUCAAUCAUUUGAAGGUUUAAUGGGUGUGGAGGUGACAGGAUCAUAUCCUGUAAUAGAUGUGUCUCUGUCAUCCCUGACCACUAAAUCCCCCGCGGAUCCUACCAUGAUUUUCUUCAGCAUGGACUAUGGGAUGGGCUGGAAGAUAACCAUGCUGGUAUUAAGCUCUUUGGCUCUGGUCCUGGGAACUGUAAUUCUUAUUCUCAAUGUUUACUCCAACAGAAGGAAGAAGGUGGUGUGUGUUUUGAAGUCGUACACCCCGAGGCCAGAGAUGAGUGUUCCAGGGUCCCCGGUGCCCAGCGAAAGAGCCCCGCUGACAGAACACGCCAUGAGUCUCUCACACUCCUCCCCUACUUUACAACGAGGAGAAAUCCUGAUUCAGUGGAAGGAUGGCACUGUUACUCCACUGUACGAGGCCUGAGUGUUGUGCUGUUUAUGUAGGUUUGGGCGUGGGUGUGUUUGUUCAAGCAUGCAGGCUUUCUGGUGCAUGGGUAUGCAUGUUAUCAUCUGAGUUUGUCUGAAUGGGAGUCAAAUGACAAGAAAAACAAAAAUAAGGCAAAAUAAGAUCUGGUUUUUUUUGUUGUUGUUUCAGACUGUUGACAUCAAAAUGACACUAAAUCAUUUCAUAAAAUGUCUGGACAGAUUAUGGAUUAGUAUCAGGCAGCUUGUGUGAGGUUUAGCUGCCAGAGGGAGAUAAAAGCUGUUGUGAAGCUGCCAGAAUUGAAAAAGUUGAGUAUUAGCUGGACUAAAGGUUUUCAAAGAUACUGAGUGCUGUCUUUUGGUGUUGGAGAUUUGAGGGAUUGCUUGUUGGAUGAAAGGACUGAACAACGAAGCAUUCAGCUCUUUGACAUUUUAAGUACCAUUGAAAACAUAGCAACCAAUAACUCAGACCUUUGGUUGGAUAAAUUCUAAUCCAGGAAACAAAUAUUGUUUUGCUAAUGCCUAAACUUUACAAUGAUCUAACUGCCUAGAUCUGGAUUAAUGUUACACACUGUUCUGCUGAGUCAGCUCAGGUGUCACUUGACAUAAUGCUUAAUUUUAAUGAAUUUAAAAGCUGUCACUUAGUACUGUGUAUAACAACAAAUCAAGACAACCACACCCUUAAAGUUAGGAUUAAUAGGUUAUUUCAGGAAAAUACUAUUACAGUUGUGUUUGCAUACGUAGAUCUGUCACAGAAAACAGGUUAAACAAUGUUUAGUUAGACAGUUCACAUAAUUCAGUAAAAUUUAGCUUGAAUUUCAUAUCAUAAAUAAAUAUUAAGUAGUUAGAUGUGUCAGAAGAAAAACUUAACCUGCUGCCUUGGUUACAUACGAAAAGUUUAUAGUCGUUGAUACAGUAUAAUUCAGUACUGUUCAUUUUGUAAUGCACUUUGUUUUGAUACUGACAAUAUAAAAACUUUAAUACAUUUAAAUUUUGAAUCUAGGAUUUACACCUCAUUCUUGACCUUGGAAACAGCAAUUGACAAAACAAUCGCCACUCAAUGUCUGUUUUAAAGCUUUAGACCGUAUCACUCAGGGCCGAUUUCACAAAGAUAGACUUUCAACAUGUUAACAUUAUCAUAUGUUCCAUUCCAUUAUCAUAUCAUCUCGAUGCAGCACAGACCUGUAGUAGAGCUGAGCUGCUGUGGCUUCUUAGACCAUGUUCACACUAUUUCUGCUAACAUGUCAGUGUGACUCAGGAGAGUUUCCUUGGACAAACAGUUGACGAUAUCCUCACUGUUGUAUAUUUUCAACAGGUUACUGCACGCUCCAAAAACUCUUUCUCUUCUCAUUGCUCACACCACAACAUGUUAACAAACCACAAAUUAUAAGCCAUCUGGUCAUCUGGUGCUGCUGGUAAGCAAGUGUCACCAUAAGUCACUAGAGUUAUGCCAUAGAAACAUGGCCCUUAGUGCAGAGUUAGCCUGUUGGUCGGGUGGCUAACUUUUUAGAUUUGAAAUAAGUCACUUAUUUCAGUGAAACAGUAACUUGUAGUAGACUAAUCUACAUCCUAACACUACAGACCAGCCCUCCUUUCAUCAGCAGAUGAACUUUGCUCAGUUGUCAUUAAACUAGAUAUUUAAACUUUCCAUUAGUCUUAGCACUUUUAGGAUUUCAUCUCCAUGUUUGCCAAAAGUUGACCACAAAGACUUCACAAUAUGGUUGAAAGCCCUGGAACCAGCGAGUAAGUGGACAUUGAGUGGAGAUUGUUUUGUCAGCUACCUUUGACUUGUUGCAUUUGUAUGUUCUGGUUGGACCAGCGAUUAGUGUUAAACUUGUUAGAUUAAUUAACUAAAAAGUUUUUUUUUUUACCUUUUUUAAACUGUUACCAAGCUAAUAAAAUGGGAGAUAGACUACUGAA